AGAUGUGCUUUGUUUGUGAUGGGUUAAAACAGCUGUAAUUGAAGAUGACAAGAUAGGGACAGUGUUUUAUUGUUACUACUCAACAUAGGCACCUAUUAAAUUGAGUCUCCCUUCAGGCAAACGCGGACCUACUACGUGUAUCUUUCGUGUUUUUCAGAUGGUGCACUUAAUAAGCAAACAUGUCCUUGGCUCAACGCGUUCUCCUCACCUGGCUCUUCACCCUGGUCUUUCUUAUCCUGCUGGUGUUAAAGCUGGAUGGGAAGGUUCAUUGGAACUGGUUUCUCAUCUUCCUCCCUGUGUGGCUCUUCGACCUCAUCCUUCUCCUCAUGCUGGCUGUAAAGGUAGUGGGGCGAUGCAGAGCUGUCCGGGACCUGCGUCACGGCGCUCCAGAUCUGCGCAAGAAGCUCUGGUAUCUCAUGGCGCUCCUGCUAAAGCUGGGCUUCUGUGUGUCACUGUGUGCUCGACUUCAGCAGCUCAUUAACUUGCGUCUGGUGUACAUUUGCAUCCCGUUCUGGGUCGUGCUGAGCGGAGCCAUGGUGGAGCUGGGUGCUAAUAUCUUUCCACAGCACAGGGUCUGAAGUCUGGUGUCGGUAAUCAACACAUGCUACAAGAACAGUAAGGGAAGGCGUGGUGCCAAUAUUUUUUCAAAACAGAGAAAGAAACUGGAUGAAACACAGAUUAAAUAAUAUUCAACAGAACAGAAAGAGCCAGGACUCUCUUGCAAUCGACGGUGCACAUUUGCACGGUAACUGACUUUUUUAAUCAGUACCACACCACAACAUUUCAACAUCUGUUGAUACUUUAAUAAACACCUAAAGCAGACUGUUGUACAAAGGAUAUCCAUAUGACUGUUUUCAUGGUUAAAUCCUUUGGUUAUCUCAGCCGUCAUAUGUUUCACAGUGAUAAAAAGAUAUAAGACUAUUGCACUGUGAGCAAUUUAUGCAAAAGCCUGGACAAAAAUAGAAUUAGAAUUCAGUAGAAUUCAGACCCCUUGACUUUUUUGCACUUCUCAUUAUGUUGUGGAUUUGAUUCUUUGCUAUUUUUUCAUUGCCAAAAUGAGAAAGUUAAAUGUUUUUAAAAAAUGAAUUAAAAAUGAAUUUAAUAAUUUGUAUAAUGUCAUUUGACAUUAAUUACAACUGAAAGUCUUCUUGGAUAUGUCUCUACAAGCCUCGCACAUCAGGAUUUGGGCAGUUUGUCUUUAUUGCAGAUCCAUCAGAUUUGAUGGUAAGAGUCUGUGAAGUGCCAUCUCCAGGUCUCUCCAUAGAUAUUUAGUGGUCUUUACAUCUGGGCUUGUUGAGCCACUCAAGGACAUUUAGAGACUUGCCCUGAAGCCACUUCAUUUUGACAAGGGGUCUGGAUUUAGAAUCCACAAUAGGUUACCUAUUUUACAAAUGUACAAAUGUUUGUUUUUGAAUGUACCAUUUUAGAAAAAGAUUAAACAAAAUGUAAAAAAAAAGCCAUGUGCAGUGAAAAUGUUAUGGCACAUUUAAUGAUUUUAAGCAUAAUUAAGUUGUUAAGAAUGUGUCAAUUUAUUUUUGGUGUCCAAAUUUUAGAACACAAAUGUACAUCCUGCAUUAUUCCUUUUCUCUGAUUUGGUAGGAAAAGCAACUGACUAUUACAUUUCCCUUCUCUAUAUGCUAGGUGUCCCGCAUUCAGACUAUAUUUAGUUUAGCGUAAAAACAGAGGUGUGUGGGAUUUACAGCACACUAGCAACUAACAGAGAAAUUAGUUGUGUGUGACUGUACUUUUCUGUUGCAGGAAGACAUGCAAUUCCACUCGUUUUAGCAAAAUUUACCAGACUAAUAAAGCACCAUGUGAAUAAUUUGCCAAUAAAGGAGUAUUCAUUUUUAUGUAGUGCUUUAUCCUGGUCAUGGUCACAUGGGUCUGCUGACAGGCUGCUAGACCCAGCACAGGCAACAUAUACAUUUACUCUCUUAUUCACACGUAUAUAAAAAGCAUGUCCCUUGACAUUUACAUGUUAUUUGCUUGGAUUGAGAUUUAUGUGCUAUAAAUAAAUAAUUGUAGCCAAAGAUGGUCAAACAUGGUCCAAAGUUUACAAACACACAUAGGGAACCUUUAUGUUACGGCAAAAUUGAUUGUGGGUUUUCUGAAACUAUGAUAAAAUCACCUAGGUCAAAAAUAUACAUACAUCUAGUAAUAGGUGUCCUUCUUUUCACCUUAGUCAGCCACUGUUGAUAGCCAUCAACAAGCUUUUGGCACAACUAAUUCUUUUUAACUUUGACCACUCUUCUUAGCUGAGUAUGUAGAGUUGAAUCAAAUUUGUUGAGUGUUUUUGCGUCAGACCUGACUGAGUCAGCUUUAGGCUUGUAUCUCAAAACAACAAUAAUUGUGAAAGCUGUGGUUAAAAGUUGUUUCAGUUGUUUGGUGAAGCAAAGUUGAGAACGUAAAAAAAGUUUAUGUGAUAUGUACUAUUUAGAAUCAUACUUACCUUCAUGCCUAACAGUGUGUACAGUGUUGCUUGGUUUAAAUACCUUAAUUUAAAUUUAAUUAUUUACAUGGACAAGUGAACUUAGGACAAAAAGUUGCAUGGAAGUGCCUUAAAGUGACAUCCCUGACUAUAAAAUAUAUGAUCUGCUUUAUGAGAUUUGUACAGAACUCUUUAGACUUUCCCAUGUGUAUACUUGUGGCUUAGUCUAUGGGUGCAAACACUAUCUAUGUAGUCUCAUGCAAAUUUAAGAUUCAAGAGGCUUCACUGUCAUAAUGAAAUGAGACAAGCGUUUAGGAUCAUGGUGCAACACAGAACACAAACAAUACAAUAUACACAUUGCAGAUGAAACAGUAUAAUAAAUACAAGGUACAAAAAGGUGAAGGAGACAGGACCAAAAUACAAGUGUGUUGUUGGCCAGUACAUGGUACUAAGUAAAUUCAUUCCUUUGUUUGUUUGUUUGUUUUUUUAUUAAAACUACGUGAACACAUUCUGUGUAUCACUAGUGUCCAAAUCUGGUGUCACUAGGGGUAGCCAACUACACUAACAAGGGCAUGCCACAAAGUUCAAUGACUUUAUAAAACUUCCUAAACCUAGAAUAAAUAAUACAUCUAAAAAUGAAUCUGAGUUGCUGUAUGUAUAUUUUUAAACUAAUGGAAUUAAUCAUAUUUUCAAAAAAGCCACCAUAAAUGUUUCUCUAUGAAAAUGCUAAAAAAAAAAAAAGAAUUAUAAGUAGUAGGCAUUUUUGGAGGUACAAAUUUGGUGCCGUAAUUCAUAGAAGUCCUAAAUUUGCACCUGAAAAGUAGCUGUUUGUAGUUUCCUGCAUCUUAGCUUCAUUGUAGAAAGAAAAAUAAUAUACAGAAAUAUUCUCACUUGCCAUAGUCAUUUUAGAACAAGCAGUAUCAACCUGUUUUCAGCCAGUGACUAUUUUAAGAGGUAAAAAUGUUUGUGACCCCACCCCAAAGCUUUUCAUUCUAGUGCAUUAUUGUAGUAAAUUCAAGUAAUGUUCCUGACUUAUGUUAUUAAUGGAUUAAAACUGGUGUAUUUUUUCACUUUUGGGGCUGUUGUGUUUCACCACAUAGAUCAGCAAGCUGAAGUUGUGGGUGUCUGAAAGGUAACAGUAACAGGUAGCAUAAAUCAACGUGGCUAAUUGUGUCUGGAGGAUUUAUUUAAAACACAAAAGCUGAAUUUUGCAGAGACCAGUUGUGAACCAUAUUUCAAAAAACAGUGUGGUGAGUAUAAUCAGUGCAAUAAGUAUAUUGUAGCAUUCACAACCACAAACCAUUCAAUCACUGCCUGAUUGUCUUACCUGACUCUUAUCCUGCCCAAAUACGUCUUUGCAUUGCACACAGCAGCCAAACUAAUGAAGCCAUUUCUAUAAUUACUGAAAGAUUAAACCAUCAUUAGUAGUAAAAUAGCUUACAAGUGUGUAUUUGCUCUUUGUCUUCUUGCUAGUUUCUUUGCAAACUGAGCCAGUUCUGGUGAAACUGUGACAGCUGAAACUUUCAAACAGUCUGUUUCUAAAUGUAAAAAAAAAUGAAAUACAAGACCUAUAUGAUUGCUUUCAUUAUUCUGUAAAAAAAUGCUGU
Molecule: messenger RNA, 4035 nt
Organism: Trichomycterus rosablanca
Lineage: Eukaryota; Metazoa; Chordata; Actinopteri; Siluriformes; Trichomycteridae
Product: transmembrane protein 60-like
Exons: 2
Coding region: 180-578 (132 amino acids)
Source: RefSeq, a predicted model, not a curated record